Molecule: messenger RNA, 2357 nt
Organism: Mercenaria mercenaria
Lineage: Eukaryota; Metazoa; Mollusca; Bivalvia; Venerida; Veneridae
Product: beta-1,4-glucuronyltransferase 1-like
Exons: 3
Coding region: 90-1400 (436 amino acids)
Molecular function (GO): glucuronosyltransferase activity
Source: RefSeq, a predicted model, not a curated record
AAAUUUCUCCCCGUUAGUUUUCCACGCGUCUCUGUGGUGGGAAAAAUGAAAUGAUUGGUAACAUAAUACAGGAUGGAUGAAGAACAAUCAUGGGAAGGAUGAGUGUAGAGUCUAUGAUCUGGAGUCACUAUGGGAAGACUGUCAUGAUACUCCUUGUAAUAACUGUCAUUUUACAAGCUUAUCACAUGACUAAACUGAUGAAACUGCAUGAGAGAAAUAAGGAAGAGACGGAGACAGGUGAAAGUUUGCACAAGAAACAUAUAAGGGAGGUCAAUGCAGGUGAUAGAUUUACAGGUCAGCGUAUGAUUAAACGUGUCAGUUUGCUUGAAUAUGUUGAACAGAUCGAGAAAGCUCAUUUAAUGGAUUCCAGCGGAACAUACAUGAUUAUUGAAAAUGUUGUGACUCCUGUGUCGGAUGAUAGUAAUGAAACCCUCUCACUGUGUUCUCAGACAACUGCAGAUCAUUUGCAUUAUUUGAAAGAUCUGACUGAAACUUGGCACGGACCAGUAUCAGUAACAGUUUUCACACAUGGUCAUGAAACAGCAUUUGCUCUGUAUUCGAUAGCAUACAUGCAUACAUGUUUUGAAAAAGUACAAACGUCAGUGAGAUUUCAUGUUGCAUAUCCAAUAUCACAUCCUCCUAUCAAUUUAAAAACAGUCAUAAAUAUGGAAAUGCAUUGUGAUAAUUUUGAAAGUUUAAUUAACGAGAAUAACAUAAAUUAUGAAAAUGAGAUUGCCUAUCCACAUAAUGUAUUGCGCAAUAUUGCUGUGUCAUCUGCAUCAACUCCAUAUAUAUUAGUGAUAGACAUAGAUAUGAUUCCUUCCCAAGAUCUCAAUGAAACUUUCUCGCAAUUUAUAAGCAGGCAGUCGAUAUCUGAAAUAAAGGGAGAUAAAAAUAAGGUUGAACAGACAGUGUAUGUUGUUCCUGCAUUUGAAUCUCAAGGUGAUCAUAAAACAUUUGACAAACAGUCACUCUUAAAGCAAUGGGACUUCCAAAAUGUCCGUCCGUUUUAUAAAAAUGUUUGUUGGAAAUGUCAAAAGGUGACUGACUAUGAUAAAUGGCGAGGAUUACCCAACUUGCCAUUCUUGGAUGUAGGGUAUAUAUUGGAAUGGGAAGAUCCGUGGGAGCCAUUCUACAUUGCAAGGAGGAAGGAUCUACCACCGUAUGAUGGGAGAUUUAAACAGUAUGGAUUUAACAGAAUAAGCCAGGUUUGUGAACUGCAUAUUGCUGGGUACCAGUUUGCUGUGUUGAAUAAUGCAUUCUUGGUGCACAGAGGAUUUAAGGAACCAGCCAGUUUCCAUGCAAAGAAAGAUGCAGAGAAUAGCAGAAAUAGAGAAUUGUUUCGAACUUUCAAAGAAAAUCUUAAAGAACGUUAUCCCAAGUCUACCAGGCAGUGUUGAAUAUCCAAAGUCGAAGUCGACGAGACAUUACCAUAAAUCAGUGUUGAAUAUGUAUAUUAAUCAGCCUCUACAGAGCAAAUGGACAGCUGUAAAUAGUUUGUAACAAAGAAACUGCUGCUGUGUCAAGGAUGAUGUGUUAAGAAAAUAUGUCCGAUUGGGAAGAAAAUUUCAUCCAUUGUUGUCAGCUGUUGGUCCUAAACAAAGGUUGUAUUGUAAUUUCUAGUCAUUGACUGCUAAUUUAUUUACAUAUGCACAGUGUUGCUGAAAUAUUUGGUAAUAGUUAGUAUUUAUUAGUAAGCAUUUAUCAAAUUAAAUUGGUUUGGUGCAGCGCAGCCGCGCAACCAGUUUUAUUUGAUAAAUGGUUACUAUUGAAUAACCUGUUUAGUGUUUGAAAUUAUUUUUUGUUUACAGAUUUAAACUCAGCCGACAGUAUGUGACUUACUGGAUUAAUAAACGAAUGGCAGUUACUUGCAGAGAACAGGUUUGUACUGGUACAGAAUCCAGGAACACUGGUUAGGUUAACUGCCCGCCAUUACAUGACUGAAAUACUGUUGAAAAACGACGUUAAACCCAAAACAAAACAAAAUAAUAAACAAAUGGAAGUAAAAAUUGAUUUACCAAAAUAGAUAUCACGGUACUUUGAAAAAUACUGCAGUGCCAUUGGACAAAAAAUAAUUUCAAACACUAAUGUGUAUCGGAGAACUCCUCAGGUAUUUUUUAGUGUAAUUUUACUUCUCAUAAUUAAAAUUUCUAGUUUUUUUGGUACUACCUUUUUUAAAAAAUCCUAUGGAACUACUUAAGUCUAUGCAAUCUUUUUUUUUUUAUUUGGUAAAUUCUAGCUUAAGUUUAUGAGUUUAAAUAUAGAUCCUUGAAAUGCUGAAAUUUCUGUUCCUGCUAGAGACUAACAUAAUCAGUACUAGUAUCAAGGAAAAUGUUUCAGUGAAUUCUCAAAAUAAU